AUGUCACAUGGAGACAAAAGAUUAUCAACGGCUUGGCAACGGGUCGUACAACUUGAGGAAGAAAACGAGCAUUUGGACCUCAUAAUAUUUAAAUACGAUAGUGACGACGACGAGAUAGAAGAGUUAGAGAUCAGCCGCAGCGGCCAAUCAGAAAGCAAGCGCGAUUACCCCGUGUUAGAUUUGUUGCCGGAUGACGACCACGAUGACAAUCGCAAUGUCAAGUCGAUGUCCUCAACCCCGCCAACGCAAUUCGCACAACAAGUAACCGCCGGUUGCGAGAUCCCGGCGCGUCUCGGCAUUCUCUACAAACUCAUCAACCAAUGCACCUCGCAGGGACGGUACGAGAUCGCUAUGCCGCUGUGCAAGCAGGCGUUAGAGGACUUGGAGGAGACCUACGGACAUGACCAUCCGGAUGUGGCGACCAUGAUGAACUUACUGGCGGCGCUCUACAGGGGCCAGAACAAGUACAAGGAGGCUGCUUACCUAUUGCUCGAUGCACUCUCCAUCCGUAAGAAGACGCUCGGUGAGAACCAUCCCGCCGUUGCCGCUACACUUAAUAACCUGGCUGUUAUUUAUGGAAAAGGAGGAAAGUACCGUGAGGGUGAACUUCUGUGCAGACGUGCACUCCGCAUCUGCGAGACAGUGCUGGGCUGCGACCACGUCGACAUCGCCAAGCAGCUCAACUAUGUUGCUCUACUCUGCCAGAAACAAAAAAAAUAUGAAGAAGCGGAACAGUUUUACCAGCGCGCUUUGGAGAUAUACGGAAGCGAACUCGGCCCCGAUGACCCUAACUUCGCUAAGACUAAGAACAACCUCGCUUCAUGCUAUCUCGAACAGGGCAAGUACAGAGAGGCGGAGGCGUUACAAAAGCAAGUGCUAACGCUAGCGCACGAACGGGAAUUCGGAACCAUCGACGGCGACAACAAGCCCAUCUGGUAAAUGGCGGAGGAGCGUGAGAAGAACAAACGCCUCCAGAAGAAAGCUGCCAAGAUAUUCCACUCAACGAGGAUAACAACCAUCCUGAAGAACAUGAGCGCGCUGUACGUCCGCCGGGGCAAGUACGAGGCCGCCGAGAUGCUCGUGGACUGCUAAUAUUGUAUCGUACACGUAAAUUUGUUAAAAAUAAUGUAAUUACUAAUGCACUAAAGAAGUAUAA
Molecule: messenger RNA, 1156 nt
Organism: Cydia strobilella
Lineage: Eukaryota; Metazoa; Arthropoda; Insecta; Lepidoptera; Tortricidae
Product: kinesin light chain-like
Exons: 2
Biological process (GO): microtubule-based movement
Cellular component (GO): cytoplasm; kinesin complex
Molecular function (GO): kinesin binding
Source: RefSeq, a predicted model, not a curated record